GUUGCCGUAAUGCAACGUGCAUCCACUUAUAUCCGUACAUUUGUAACAACCUAAACAUUACGAAACUUCUAUUUGAUAAAAAAAAAGCCUAACGUAAUUCGACACUCUCAUAGACCUCCAUACAACAAAACAAUUAUCUCGCGGACAGAUUUUAACGAGAGUAAAGCCUCUCGCUUCGCCUCUUCCUCUGUAAGGAAACGCAUAAUUCUUCCGGUGUAGCUCAACUUUAUUUUCUAUUUGUGAGUAUUUGAAAGAGAAACAGAAAAGUGUUCCUCUCAUGAAUGCAAAUGAAGAGGAAGAUGUAGACAAUAACCAAUCGACAAGAUUAAGAUCAAACCUGGGAAAAAGUAACGCAAUAAAACCAAGAUGACUAGAAGUCAUCGAGACCCCAUCAAAACAGAUUGUGAAACACAGUCAGCUGAUGUUGACUCCAGUAGAGAAGAUUCAGACAUUGGCCAAGCCCACUCUCUCAGCAGUAAUGGGUUUACUUUCAACAUCAUCCAAAUCAAAGAGGAGGAAACAGACUUUGAAGUGCAUGAAACAAGUGAGGAACAUAAUGGAAUCAGAUCAAAUUAUCACUUGGAUUCUAGAGCACUCCACCAGGAUUCUGGAACCAUCAAAACCAAGACUGAAACAGAUUCUGUUCACAUUAGCCAAGGAACGGUAGAAAUUAAGACUGAGCAUGAUUCAGAAAUCAGAGUGGUUAAGACAGAAACUCUAGUGUACACCCCCUCACACAGCUGCCCCCACUGCAGUUGCAUGUUCCACACACCACAGCAGCUACUUGUCCACACCUGCCAGGUCGCGAAUUCCGACAACAUUGUGGAUUUUUUGUUGAAGACCCCGUUUCAUUCUUUGGAGUCCACAGAAAGGGUGCGAAUUAAAACUGAGGGUCGACCUCUGCCUGAAAUCAAGUACAUAAGGAAGGAUGACAAAGUGAGGAGGGCGUUCAAUACCAACUGGUAUAAAAAGUAUCAAUGGCUAACAGGUAGUCUUUCAUCAAGCCGCUUGUAUUGCUGGCCUUGUCUGCUCUUUGGAACGUUUGAGCCUUGGGCUAAAGGGGGGUUCAGUGACCUGAAGAACAUUGACCGUUCAGCUAAACGGCAUGACGAAUGCCGGGAGCAUCUCAACUCCUACGCGAAACUCAAGCUUUUGGGACACCCGAGUCAUCAUGCCAAUCAUUCACUCAAUGAAGGCCUGCGUAUUCAAGCUGCGCAACACAAUGAGAAGGUCCGAAGAAACAGGGAUGUUCUCAAACGCCUCAUUGACAGCAUUGCAUACUUAGGCUUGCAAGAGUUGGCUUUUAGGGGGCACGAUGAGACGGAAAGUUCCGCUAACAAAGGCAACUACAGGGAAUUGGCAGAGGUAAUCGCACGGUAUGAUGCUUUACUUGCUCAGCAUAUGGAAUCUUCAACUGUGUUCACUGGAAUGUCAAGAACAAUUCAGAACGACUUGAUAACUGCUAUUGCAUCAUCAAUUAAAAGUGAGAUUAAAAGCGAAGUUGACGCUGCUCCAUUUUUCUCAUGGCAAAUGGAUGAAACUACAGACCAUUCGCAGUUGUCUGUCAUUGUCAGGUAUGUGGAUGAUCGGGGGUGUGUCCAGGAGCGUUUCUUGGGCUACUUUGAUGUGUCAGCUGGGCGAGAUGCACAGUCUGUGUUUGAUCUAGUGAAUUCGGAGAUGUCAGAGUUAAACUUUGUGGAGAAACUAGUCGCUCAAACAUAUGAUGGCGCUGCUGUAAUGGCUUCUGAUUUAAAUGGUCUGCAAGCAAAAGUAAGAGCUGUAGCUCCGAGCGCCACCUUUGUGCAUUGCUAUGCACAUCCCCUCAACUCCGUAUUAAGCCAGAGCGUGAAGUCCAUGCCCAAGACCAAGGUUUUCUUUGCCACACUGGGUGGCUUCGCAACUUUUUUUUGUAAGUCCACCAAUAGAAUGCUGCUAGAAAAGGCCACUUGUGUAAGUUUGCCAAAAAACGUACCAACACAUUGGAAUUUCACGUCUAGAGUCGUUAACACAGUGGCAAAAAACUUUGAGCAUCUAUUGGACACAUUCACAAGUAUCACAGAGCAUCCUAACAUGGAUGAUGACACGAUUUUCGAUGCAAAUGUGUUCAAGACACAGCUGGAAGAUUUUCAUUUUAUUUUUUUACUUCUCACUUUUGAAUAUAUAUUUGCUUGCACAGAUGUGUUUUUUGACAGUGUGCAACAGAAUGCCAUGGAUGUAGAAUUUUCUAAGAGGAGGAUUGAGAAUCUUAUACUCAAGAUAGAGGAGCACAAAUCUGAAGAAGAAUUUAGUGCUAUAUAUCAGAAGGCUUCGAACAUGUCAGAUGAUCCAGAGUUGAUGCACAGAAGGAAGCGAAGGCAGAGCACUCAGGAUGUAACGCAGACGUACAAAUCACUGUACGAUUCAAUCCAUGACAACAUCAAGACACAAAUAGCACAGAGGUUCCAAAGCCUGGACAGCAGGAGAUACAUGGAGUUGUUAGAUGAUGAGAAAUUUGAGUCAUUCCGGAGUGAAUUCCCUGCAAAUGCAAUGGAAAGCCUGUCCCAGAGCUAUGGGUGUUUUUUCAACAUGGAAAAACUGAAAAAUGAGCUGCAAGUGUUCUACUGUGGUGAGGAGCUUCAAGGAAACAGUCGAAAACUGUGACAGAAUCUUGCAUUUCAAGGGGUGUGGAUUGAAUGAAGUGAUGCCUGAGGUGUACCGGCUCAUGUGCCUAGUUGCAACUAUAGGGGCAACGUCAGCGGGCGUGGAGAGCAGAUUCUCUCGUCUGAAGAGGCUGAAAAGCUACACAAGGAACACCAUGGGACAAGAGCGACUCAGGAACCUGGCAAUCCUAUCUAUAGAAAGGAGAAUUCUUAAAUCACUACAGAAGAAUCCUCACUGGUAUGAGAGGGUCAUUGACCAGUUUGCCAACCAGACUAUGAGAAGAAUGGACUUUAUAUUCAAGUGAUUGAGACUGGAUGGUGGAAACUCCCUGAACUACUGCAAGGGAGUGUAAGGUCCCAUGAUGCCAGUGAUGUCUUAAAAGCAGCUUGUAGCUCUUGUUUGUAAGCAUGUGCACAUGUCCACAACCUCUCAUUCUUCCUCUGGAGACCUCAACCCUUCUCAUCCACUGCAGUCUGCGUUGACUAAAGCUAUGUGUCAUCGAAAGAUGUCAGUUUGUUUGACCUCUGCUGCUGCUGCUAAAGACCAUUAAAACUUUGACUAUUUUGGUGAA
Messenger RNA from Salvelinus namaycush (lake trout), 3211 nucleotides. RefSeq names its product zinc finger MYM-type protein 1-like. The record is from RefSeq and is a predicted model, not a curated record. Bases 367 to 2640 code for a protein of 757 amino acids. The transcript is spliced from 3 exons. NCBI's taxonomy places the organism in Eukaryota, Metazoa, Chordata, Actinopteri, Salmoniformes, Salmonidae.